Messenger RNA from Coniosporium apollinis CBS 100218, 2991 nucleotides. RefSeq lists its product as uncharacterized. Gene Ontology annotation, molecular function: 3'-5'-RNA exonuclease activity; RNA binding. Lineage: Eukaryota; Fungi; Ascomycota; Dothideomycetes. Gene Ontology annotation, biological process: mRNA catabolic process. The transcript is spliced from 2 exons. Gene Ontology annotation, cellular component: P-body; exosome (RNase complex). The record is from RefSeq and is a predicted model, not a curated record. Bases 1 to 2991 code for a protein of 996 amino acids.
AUGCCUCCUCCCUCCCUUCCUGUUCAGCAGCCGCACAAGCCCGAUAUCCGGGAACGCUUAAGGGAGUGGCAAGAGAUAAAUGGUCGAACUAACGUGAACCUGGAUGUUACAGCUCAGAUUGCGCAGACGGGCAGCGCAGAAGUUAGCGAGCUUGCACGUAUUGGUGACGUUGAUGAUUUCUGCGAGCAAGAAAAUGAGAGAGACGUGGAUGAUCUAGCCGGCAUGAAGGAAGCAGAAGAGCCAGAGGACGGGAAUACGAACUUAAACUUGCUAAGACCGGGAGAUCUUGUUGAGCUACCGUACCUCUCCUCAGAUCGGGAGCCUGUGCUUGCGGUCUACGUACGCAGGAUUGAGACACAGCUGCAGUGCUACACCAUGCAUGGCAAAUGGGUUCAUCGAAGGAUGCAAGCCGUCCAUUUCAGCAUACCAAAGUUCAUGAAUCCCUCAAUGCUCGAUGAUCUCCUGCCGCACCUGCCGAGUGAACCGGUAACGGACGAGAUGCUCGACAAGGCACAGAUCAUGGACUUGAGUGUGCCCCGAGAGGUUGGUGCAAAGGUGGUCAAUAAGAUUGUCAGUUUUUGGCGCGCGGCUGAAACAGUGUACCGCAACAACGCUUCGGUCCUCGACAGCGCCCAUGCAGCGCUUGCUCAUCCAACCGACCUACGUUUUGGAUCGCUUGAGAGGAUCGCAAUGCAGCUUCUGCGGAAGAAGGAACUGUCCGAGGUCGAUUAUUACGCCGUCCGCAGGGCACUGGUCCGCGGAGGCUGGGGCUUCGGGUACGACGCGAGAGACCAUAGCAGGACCAACAUCUUUCAGAUCAGAUCCAAGGACGUCACGGAAAACAUUGAAAGCGUUCGUGAAUGGCUCCGCGAGUAUCAAGAAGAGCUGGCGCUCAAGGCAAAUGACAGCAAUGUCGAUGCUGCGGACUCGGAACCCAGGAAAAAGUUCCAGGGCGCUAAAAUUCUAGAGGCGUUCCUGGAGAAGUCGAGACUACUCAUUGCUGAGAGUCGAAAAUCCCGUUACCCAACAGUUCCAGGCGCUGGCUGUGUUGGACCCAGUCUAGUGCGCAUUCCUAUCACGAAGACGACCAAAGCGACACGGAUCAUACACUCAUUCCAGUUUAGCAAGACGGAUCAGGCCAUUAUAAGAUUCCUGGAGCUGUGGUGUGUCUCGAGUAGCUUCCGGCAUCAGCCAAGGUUGUGGGGGCUUGGUCCCUUGAUCCUACGAGCAGUCGGGCUUUACCCGGACGAGGGUCUGGGGCUUAGUACGGCUUUUGUGUUCCUUCAGGAGAUUGGCGUAAUAGUUCCACACGAAAACCGGGUGGCGCACGACGAGCAUCUCCUCCUACCGAGCUCUCAGCACUCGAAACCGCUUGAGAGACUGUCUAGCAUGGUCCAGGUGGAAGCGGCUAAUCCGAACGCGAAAUACACCGACGCCAUGCAAGAACUGCGGCAUGACUGGAAGGACUUGGGCGUGUACUGCGUUGACUCGGCGAGCGCGGCGGAAAUCGACGACGGUUUCUCCUUAGAGAGGAUUCCUGGGAGUUUGUCAGAGUACUGGGUACAUAUCCACAUUGCGAACCCGACGGCAUUCUUGGAGCGCGGCGAUUCAGCGACGAAGCUAGCUGCUCACAUGACUGAGACUGUAUACUUCCCGGAGAGAGUCUACCCGAUGUUGCCGAGGGAUAUGACGCGAAAGCACUUGGGCCUUGCCAAAGACCGGCCCGCCCUCACCUUCAGCGCGAGGAUUAACAGCCAGGGACACGUCUUGGAAGUCAAGGCUCGAAGCGGCUUCAUACGCAACGUCAUCUCCCUAACCCCCGACGAGCUUUCCCGCAGCUUGGGCUUGGGCAGCACGGCGUCGACAGACGUCGAGGUCAUUGUCGGUGGCAAGCUGCCAGGCUACAUGACGCGAAAGCGAUACGCCCCGAGACUGUCCCCUCAACAGAAAGAUGACCUGCUCACCUUGCAUCACCUGGCCGGCGCGCGCAGCAAACUGCGUCAAGAGGCAGGCGGCCUGUUCUUGGAGAUGAACCAUCCCGAUGUGAGCGUUAUAGAGUCCUUCAACUUCGCAGGUCUAGGAUGGUCGCACCCGAGCCGGAACGUAGCGCGGCACAUAGAAGGCGACCCCAUCAUCUGCAUGCGCUCACAAACCUACCGGGGCUGGUUCGGGACAGCGGAGUCCGGCAUAAACAUGGUCAAGGAGUUCAUGCUGAUGUGCUGCGAGAUCGGCGCGCUGUGGUGCCGGCAGCGCAACAUCCCCAUCCUGUACCGGGGCACUGUAGAGGCGCCCGAGACGAUGGCCGCGGACGUCUACAAACGCGAGAUCCUCGACCCCUCGAAAGAUGAGAACGGUAUUCCACCGCUUGAGGUCAGCCGUGGCUACAUCAGCACCAUCGGUAUGGUCCUCCUUACGACGACGCCGACGGCCCACCGCUUUGUCGGCGUGCCGCAGUACUCCAAAGUCACCUCCCCGCUGCGCCGCUACGGCGAUAUGAUCACGCACUGGCAGAUCGAAGCCGCGCUGCGCGAAGAAGCAAGUAGCGGCACGAGCCUCGUCGGCAGCGACCGCGCAGACUACCUCCCCUUCUCUAAAGCAGAGAUCGACCUCGUGAUCCAUAGGCUGCAGUCACGGGAAAGACUGAUCACGUCGGUCAAGCGCACCGCGCGCAUGCACUGGAUCGCGCAGCUGUUCCUGCGCGCGCACCACUAUGGCGAGGCGGCGCUGCCGGAGACGUUGCAGGUGCUGGUGUACAAUGUGCAUGGCGUCACGGGGGAUGUGUUCGCGUUCUCGACCGAAUAUUCGACCGAGAUGAAGCUGCUGAGCCCGAAGCCGCAUGGGCUGGGCGAGGCGAUGAUUGGGGAUAUUUGGGAGGCGAAGAUUCAUCAUGUCAAUGCGUAUGAUAGGUGGGUGAAGCUUACCCCGGUUAGACUCGUGAAGAGGGAGGCGUACCAGGAGGCGAGAGCUUCGUCUGGGCAGAGGGUACGUUGA